CGAGUGUUGUGUUGGUGGCAGCGUGCGUUAGAAGCCUGCCCAGACAUUCUGCAGUGCAGUGCGGCUCCCACGUCAGCACUCUCGAAGACCGCACGUCACGCACUCAGGAUUUGCUGUCAUAUAUCAUUUUCUGCGACUCUUCGCCGGUCUUCUACCUCCUCAACAGAGUGGACGCAGCAACUGCAGCAAGCGCCGCAUCGAGCUCCAAGAACGACAAAGGUGCCGACCAUCAACGAGAUAAUUCUCUUUCGGCAGAUACUGAGGCGCACUUUGGCAGAAAGUUCAAACAGUCGCAGUCCUUGGUUCGCCUUCUCAAUGGGAAUUUCCGGGUCAAAGGAAAAGAACGGCGCUAAACGACGGCCAAUGGAUGUUGAAGUGGAUGACAGAAAGCACUGGCAACAACAAGUGGAACAGAAAGAACAGCAACUGCAGCAGAACCACUUACAAGAGCAACAACAAAAAGAUCAGCAAGAACAACCACCCCAGAAGCAGUACCAGCACACACAGCAUCACCAACAGUCUUCACCUCAUCAGCAGCCCUUGUAUCACCACCAACAGCCUUCUCCAUACCAGCAGUCCCCAUAUCACCACCAGCAACCUUCACCACAUCAGCAGUCACCAUAUCACCACCAGCAACCUUCACCACAUCAGCAGUCACCAUAUCACCACCAGCAACCUUCACCACAUCAGCAGUCCCCAUACCAUCAACAGCAGCCUUCACCACAUCAGCAGUCCCCAUACCAUCAACAGCAGCCUUCACCACAUCAGCAGUCCCCAUACCAUCACCAGCAACCUUCACCACAUCAGCAGUCCCCAUACCACCACCAACAACCUUCACCCCAUCAGAAAUCUCCAUAUCUCCAACAAGCAGCUUCACCACAUCCACAGUCCCCACUUAAUCACCAACAGCUGCCACCUCAUCAUCAGGCUGCUCAACACCACCAGCAGCCAUCAGAAAUACACCAACAGCCCCCCCAACAUCACCAACAACUGUCACCACUGCAACAGACCCCUCAGCAUCACCAGCAGCCAUCACCAAUUAGCCAACAGGCUCCUCAACAUCACCAGCAGCCAUCAACACUACAACAGUGCCAAGAGUCAUCACCACUUAACCAACAGGACACUCAGGAUCACAAACUCCCAUCACCCCCACAGGCCCCACAGAACCGUCAGCAGCCAUCGCCACUUCAGAAACAGAGCCUACAGUAUCACCAGCAGCCAUCACCUUAUCACCAACAGUCAUCACACCACCAGCAGUCAUCACCUUAUCACCAGCUCCCAUCCCCUUACCACCAUCAACCAUCACCAUAUCAACAGCAGCCCUCUCAAUACCACGAGCAGUCUUCGCCAAAUACCCAAGAAGCACAUCAACAGCAUCACAAAUCACCACCACAGAAUCACCAACAGUCUUCGCCGCAGCAGCAGCACCAGCAGCAGCACCAGCAGCAGCAGCAGCAACAGCAGAAACCGCCUCCGUCGCCCCAUCAGCAACUGCCUCUGCAACAGCACCACCACCAAGCCUCUCAGCUCCACCAGCAGACUCCACAGCAGGUGUCACAGAAAAAGCAGCAACAGCAGCAGGAAAACCACUGCGAUACUCGGCAAGGUCAAGCCGAGCCAGGGGAGAAACAAAGUCCACCUGUUGAAGUGAAGACGGAAGUAGUUGACGACGAGCCAGAGGAAAUAGAGGAAGAAAUUGAGGACGUCGAAGACGUAGAGGACGUGGACGACGAAGAGGAAUUGGUCGAAGACGAGGAGGAAGCGAUAGCUGAGGACGAAGACGACGAGGAGGCGGAAUCUCUGGGUGAGAGAUAA
This is a messenger RNA of Schistocerca americana (American grasshopper), 1815 nucleotides long. RefSeq names its product putative mediator of RNA polymerase II transcription subunit 12. The transcript is spliced from 8 exons. The record is from RefSeq and is a predicted model, not a curated record. The coding region runs from base 316 to 1815 and encodes 499 amino acids. Lineage: Eukaryota; Metazoa; Arthropoda; Insecta; Orthoptera; Acrididae.